This is a messenger RNA of Anolis carolinensis (green anole), 7620 nucleotides long. RefSeq names its product dishevelled associated activator of morphogenesis 1 (gene daam1). Gene Ontology annotation, biological process: actin cytoskeleton organization. Lineage: Eukaryota; Metazoa; Chordata; Lepidosauria; Squamata; Anolidae. The record is from RefSeq and is a predicted model, not a curated record. The coding region runs from base 345 to 3587 and encodes 1080 amino acids. The transcript has 27 exons. Gene Ontology annotation, molecular function: actin binding; small GTPase binding. Gene Ontology annotation, cellular component: stress fiber.
GCUUGUAAGGCUCGGCGGCGGCUUGGCCGGAGGAAGAAGCGAAGGAGAAGGCAGCGGAGGCGGCGGCAGUGGAAGAGCCGCAGCUGGAGCCGCGGGAGGCGGGGAGGGCGAGUGAGCUGGCUCCCUGGGCGUCCCUCCGGGGCUCCGGCGAGGAGGAUGCACAGCGAAGGCUGCGGCAGCUGUCCCAGGGCUUAUGCAAGUCGGAGAGGGUGCGGAAGAACUCCUUGGCACCUGAGGUUGGCUGGCACACGAUGCUGUGUGAAUAUGUCUGGAUAUGUUUUUCCACCCUUCUCUUUUUGACCAGGAUCUAGUGACUAAAAGGGAAAACCAUAAGGGCUUCAACCAUGGCCCCAAGAAAAAGGAGCGGGCGAGGGAUCUCGUUCAUCUUCUGCUGCUUCCGAAGUAAUGACCACCCUGAGAUCACGUACCGGCUGCGGAAUGACAGCAACUUUGCCCUGCAAACCAUGGAGCCGGCUUUUCCCAUGCCGCCGGUGGAAGAACUGGAUGUUAUGUUCAGUGAGCUGGUGGAUGAGCUUGAUCUUACAGAUAAGCAUAGAGAAGCUAUGUUUGCACUUCCGGCAGAAAAGAAGUGGCAGAUCUACUGUAGCAAGAAGAAGGACCAAGAAGAAAAUAAAGGCGCCACAAGCUGGCCAGAGUUCUACAUCGAUCAGCUUAACUCCAUGGCUGCUAGAAAAUCAUUGAUCGCGCUGGAGAAAGAAGAUGAAGACGAGAGAAACAAAACCAUCGAAAGUCUGAAGACAGCACUGAGGACCAAACCUAUGAGGUUUGUAACCAGAUUCAUCGACCUGGAUGGCUUGACUUGCAUCUUGAACUUCCUGAAGAGCAUGGACUACGAGACCUCAGAGUCUCGGAUACAUACCUCUCUCAUCGGAUGCAUCAAAGCACUGAUGAAUAACUCUCUGGGGAGAGCUCAUGUCCUGGCGCACUCGGAGAGCAUUAAUGUAAUCGCUCAGAGUCUGAGCACGGAAAACAUUAAGACCAAGGUGGCAGUGCUGGAAAUCAUGGGCGCUGUGUGCCUGGUUCCCGGGGGCCACAAAAAAGUGCUGGAGGCCAUGGUGCAUUACCAGAAAUACGCCAGCGAACGGACUCGAUUUCAGACAUUAAUAAAUGACCUGGAUAGAAGUACAGGACGAUACCGGGAUGAAGUGAGCCUCAAGACAGCCAUCAUGUCCUUCAUCAAUGCAGUUCUAAGCCAAGGAGCUGGUGUGGAAAGUUUGGACUUCAGACUCCAUCUGAGAUAUGAAUUCCUCAUGCUUGGAAUUCAACCUGUCAUUGACAAAUUAAGAGAGCAUGAAAAUUCCACAUUAGAUAGGCAUUUAGACUUCUUUGAAAUACUCAGAAAUGAAGAUGAAUUGGAGUUUGCAAAACGGUUUGAGCUGGUCCAUAUAGACACAAAAAGUGCAACCCAGAUGUUCGAGCUCACCAGAAAAAGGCUGACUCACACAGAAGCUUACCCGCACUUUAUGUCUAUCCUUCACCACUGUCUCCAAAUGCCUUAUAAGAGAAAUGGCAACACUGUUCAGUACUGGUUACUGCUGGACCGUAUUAUUCAACAAAUAGUUAUUCAGAACGACAAAGGGCAGGACCCGGACUCGACACCCUUGGAGAACUUUAAUAUUAAAAAUGUUGUCCGAAUGUUGGUGAACGAAAAUGAAGUGAAACAAUGGAAGGAACAAGCAGAAAAAAUGAGAAAAGAACAUCAUGAACUCCAACAGAGGUUGGAGAAGAAGGAACGGGAGUGUGAUGCCAAGGCCCAGGAGAAAGAGGAGAUGAUGCAGACCUUGAACAAGAUGAAGGAGAAACUUGAGAAAGAACUGUCGGAGCAUAAACAAGCCAAACAACAAGUGGUAGACCUCACGGCACAGAUCCACGAACUCAGCAGGAGAGCAAUCUGUGCUCCAGUACCUGGGGGCCCGCCUUUGCCUCCUGGUGCUCCCGGGGGCCCAUUACCUACAGCCGCUUUGGGGUCUCUCCUCCCGGUUCCUCCGCCGCCUCCACCUCCUGGGGGAUUCCUCCCACCACCACCUCCACCACCACCUCCUCCGGGUGGCCCCCCACCUCCUCCAGGACCCCCUCCUCUGGGAGGACUGCCUCCGGCUCCAGGAGCCCCGCUGGGGCUGGGACUCAAGAAGAAAAACAUCCCACAGCCCACAAACGCUCUGAAGUCCUUCAAUUGGUGCAAGCUCCCUGAGAACAAGCUGGAAGGCACAGUGUGGACUGGCAUUGAUGAUGGACGGGUGUUUAAGGUGCUCGACCUUGAAGACCUUGAAAGGACGUUCUCUGCGUACCAGAGGCAGCAGGACUUCUUUGUGAACAGUAACUCCAGACAGAAAGAAGACACCCUCGACGACACGCUGAGCGCCAGGCAUAAAGUCAAGGAGCUUUCGGUUAUAGACGGCCGGAGAGCUCAGAACUGCAAUAUUCUUCUCUCAAGGCUGAAAUUAUCAAAUGAUGAAAUUAAACGUGCAAUUUUGACAAUGGAUGAGCAAGAGGACCUGCCGAAGGACAUGCUUGAACAGCUUUUGAAAUUUGUUCCUGAAAAAGCGGACAUUGACCUCCUGGAGGAGCACAAGCAUGAACUGGACCGGAUGGCUAAGGCUGACAGGUUCCUCUUCGAAAUGAGCAGGAUAAACCAUUACCAGCAGAGACUGCAGUCUUUGUAUUUCAAGAAGAAGUUUGCUGAGAGAGUUGCUGAAGUUAAACCUAAAGUGGAAGCAAUCCGCACCGCUUCCACAGAAGUGUUCCAGAGCAAGAGCCUGAAGCAACUGCUGGAAGUGGUUUUGGCCUUUGGCAACUACAUGAACAAGGGCCAGCGGGGCAACGCCUACGGGUUCAAAAUCUCUAGUCUGAACAAGAUCGCAGACACCAAAUCCAGCAUCGACAAGAACAUCACCUUGUUGCACUAUCUCAUCACCAUUGUGGAAAAGAAAUACCCCAACGUGCUCAACCUGCAUGAAGAGCUGAAGGAUAUCCCUGGGGCUGCCAAAGUAAACAUGACGGAGCUGGAAAAAGAAAUUGGCACUUUGAGGAGCGGCCUGAGGGCUGUGGAGACGGAACUGGAGUAUCAGAAAACCCAGCCUUCCCACCCAGGAGACAAGUUUGUGUCUGUCGUCAGCCAGUUCAUCACGGUGGCCAGCUUCAGCUUCUCAGACGUGGAGGAUCUUUUGUCUGAAGCCAAAGAACUGUUAACCAAGUCCGUGAAGCAUUUUGGAGAAGAGCCGAGCAAGAUGCAGCCGGAUGAGUUCUUUGGGAUCUUUGACCAGUUUCUCCAAGCUGUGAAUGAAGCCAAACAAGAGAACGAAAACAUGAGGAAGAGGAAGGAGGAAGAGGAAAGGCGGGCACGAAUGGAAGCACAGCUCAAGGAGCAGCGAGAGAGGGAGCGCAAAGCCAGGAAGGCGAAAGAAAACAGCGAAGAAGGCGGGGAGUUUGACGACCUCGUCUCAGCCCUGCGAUCUGGCGAAGUCUUCGAUAAAGACCUUUCCAAACUGAAACGCAACCGCAAACGCAUCACCAACCCGCUGGCAGACGGCAGCCGCGAGCGGCCCGUCACAAAACUCAACUUCUGAGCUACCUUGUUUUUCCCAAGUGUGUUUUUAAAAAAAGAAAACUGACUAUUAUCCUGCUGGAGAAAGCCCAGGGUUUUUGGCCUUCUGCCUUGUCAAACAGUGGCACUCUCCCUCUCCCGUUGUGUCUUAAGGCGAGUGUGAGUGUGCCGACAGGCUGUAUUAUAACAAAUUUAGUCGAAUGGGUGCGGAGACGGUGGGAAGUGUGCAGUCUGCCUGCAUGCCUGCUCCCUUUUCUAUCCCUUUUAGUGACUUUCCAAAAGAAAAGAAAACAAUAAGAACCUUCUUGGUUGUCAAAGCACAAAAGUUGGCAAGCGAGACAGGUGGCAAAAGAGAGAGGAGAGCGCUAGGACCCUGUCCAGCAGAAUUCAGAUGCUGAACACAACUACUUACCUGUGCUUGUUGUGAGGCUCUUUUAUAUAAAUAUAAAUAUAUAUAUAUUAAAAAAAACUGUUGGAAAAGCGAAAUCGAGAGGGGGCUGGUGGGAAACACAAGGUGUGUCCAUUGUGCUACAUUACAGAAGGGCAUCUUGAGGUGGAUGAUGGUUGAGAUACCAGCUCUGUUGGAGACGGUGGUGUCAGAAAAGUCCAUUCAAAUGGCUCUUGAAUUAUGUUGCUGGGGAAAUACUUUUUUUGGGGGUUUUUUUCUAUUACUUUUCAAAACUUGAACAUCCCUUGUGAUUGGUGCGUGGUGGUCUCCCUUUGUAUCUCUGUUUUUAAACAAAUCCUCCCAGUUUGGCGGUCACGUCUCCAUUUGUCCCAGCACCUUCAAACGCCUGGGGGAAUUUUGUAAUUGACGCCAGAAGGCAUACAUAGAGUAUGUACAUUUUCUUAGCCGAAGGCCAAGGGGGCAUUGGGGUUGGGGUGGGUGCCUUUGUGUGUACCUCCCUCUCUUUUAAUGGAACAGAAAGGUUUUGUGUUCGUCCUGUUUUUAUUUCCCAUUCCUUGUCCAAUGGGACGCAACUGUAUUCUCUGUAAAUAUAAGUCAGAAUUGGAUCGGGCCAGUUCUGCAUUGCAAAGUUGUCGGAUGUGGGAGUUGGGGGAAAGGGAUAUGCUGGCAACCGAUGGGCAAAAAUCAGAGGCCUUCAGAAGCAAAAUUUGGAAGAUCUUCAGAGGCAAAAUCCCAUGGCCUUCAGGAUGUCCAUAUCCCAAAAGUUGGGUUUUCAAUUUGUCUCUCCAUCACACUAUAUGUGUCUCAGGCCUCCAUCCGUUUACACACUGACAGGAUUGCUUCUGCUCUCCAAAUGGUAAAUCUGGAUAUUAAGGUGGCAGAUUUUGUCCAUAUCCAUGAACCUCAGCAAUCCAGAAAUUGCAGUUGAUGAACCAUGGGGUUAUUUGGUUGAGUGGUUUCACUUAUUCCGUCUUAAAUCUGUGCAAAACCCAUCCCCAAAAUUAGAGCCCCGUUAUCUCAAAAUGACAUUGUUGGAGAUGGGCUUCUAUACAGUGUUUCACAAGGGACCUGGAGUCCAAGAGGAAGGAUUUUGAGACCUAAUUUAUAGUGCAAAGUAGCAAAGCCAAGGAGGGAGAAUCUAUUCUUGAAAAAAUUGUGUUGCUGUUCUCAUUUGUCUUGCGGAUUUGUAAGCAGAUCUACCUGUCAAGAUGUUGAUCCAAAACCUACUAAGCCCAGAUUUGCUCAGGGAGUCAUUAAUAAUUUAAAGAAGAAAAAAUAGUAAUGCAGAAAAAAAUUGGAAAAAAAAGUUUUAAAAAAUGCCAAUUUUAUAGCCUGGCUUAAUAUUCUUAAAUUAUAGAGAAUAUAGAUGACUGUUACUUUUGUUUUGCUUUGCUUUGCUUUUAUUUAUUUGUGGUUUUACUCUUUUAAGUGACUUUUAUCCCAUCAUCGUUCUGUUGUAAUCUGGAAAAAAAAAGAAUGAGGUUUAUUAUUUUUUUCUCCCUUUUCUUGUGGAGAUUUUGAGUUCUGUCCCUCUUGCACUAGAUAGUUGAUGUUGUUUGCAAAAAUGUGGGUUUUUUUAUUUUUGUGGGAGGAGAAGGGGUUUGGGAGGGUCUUGUAAAGGAUAUGAACGGGUGGGGAAUUGGAAUGGAACGGCAUUUCUUUUUUCCUCUGUGUGUACUGUACAGCAAAUGUGUGGUUUAUAUAAAAUACAAGUUUGUACAAAAGGCAGGGAUUUCCCCUCAUCCCAACGCAAUGUAAAAGCUGUGAAAAAUCACACUACCGAGAGCGAUGCGAGUGUGUGUAUGUGUGUGCAUAGUUGUGUGUGUGCGCUUUAUUCUCUUAUCGUGGUUUUGUUUGUCUUGAGUACAGUUUCUCCAUUGCACCGCUUAGGCAGGUGGCUCUUCAAGUAGCUGGUAAGUGCAAAUACUCAGUUACAACACUUUGCCUCAACACAAAAUAAAUGAGUUGAUCGUAACUGUUACUUACUUAAACUAAAGUGCCUCUCGUAUAUAUAUGAUAGCUGGAGGAAAUUGGGUCGGGUACAAUUUUAGGGUAUAAAUAAAAGUCCAGGCUGUUCAGUUUGAGCUGAGAUCAGAACACAACAAGCUGCAAACGCAGCAAUAUUUUGGAUUUGAAAAGAGCAGGAACAAUAUUCAGUCCAGAGGUUGGAAAAGCAAAGUUUUCCUCAUUCCUAUAAUCCCACAGACAGAUUCCACCUAAACAUUUUAAAAAACCUCCUCUAAUAAGAGUUUUGAGGAGGUAAAAUAAAAAAAAAUGCUUUUCCAUAUUUUGUUUCAAUCUGGCUAAGGAAUCUAACAGAUCUAGAGAUUCAAAAAUUCCACAGCUUUCUGUGCCCAUUCAUGAUCUGCUGGAGAUGCCUUGUAUUUGAGGAGAUUAAGGCUAUUGAUCAAUUGUUUGAGCUAUCCAAAUAUUGCUCCUAGAAGUACACUAAAUACAGGGGGUCUGUUUCCCACAAUUUUUAAUAAAAUGUUGGCCAUAGAGAGAAAGCAAGAGGACUGCCAUCUGAUAGAAAGCAGCACUAAUCCCUAUUGGGAGUGUUGUUCAUUUUGGAUUGACUGAGCCAAGGUUGAUGAGAUAGGGUUGUAAUUCUCCACAUUUCUCUGUCUGGUGGGUGGGAAUCAUAGGAGUCCCACAACAUCUGGGAAUAAGAUUUCCAGUCCCUACCUUGGCCCUAUCAAUAUCAAUAAAAAGUUGCAAAGCAAGCAGUUUUAACCACCCCAUUGGAAACAAGGCUGGAACAUUUAGGGAUGCAACCAUAUGAAGGACCAUCCAAGGGUCCUCAUGAACCUCUCCAAAAUAAAUAACACUGAUUGAACCAUGAGGUUGUAUGGAUUAGAUUUUGAAGGUCCUCUUGCACUGCUCAUGGUUGACCUGCUUAAAACCAUCCAUAAGUUAACACAGAGAUUCCUCUAGACUCAGGGGAUGCAGGUACAUCCAAGUAUAUAUCACAGUAAUCCAUUCAAGGAUCUCAACUCAAAACUCCAAUGUUCGGUGCGUUUGGUGUCAACUUGGGUCUUAGCCGAAUACUAUUUCUGCUCUACAAAACCUGAAGAAAUGUUGAAAGGUGAGUUUGGGUUUGCUCUGCAAAAUGGAUCACCGACUCUCGCUGGAAUCCGAUGCUGUAACAGAUUGCAAAUUGGUGGAAGCAGGGCAUUGGUGAAAACCGUUCCUUGUGCUUCUGGACCAUGCAGAUGUCACAACAAGCCUUGCCAUUUCUUUUGAGUUCUGUCUUUUCUGAAACGAGACGUCUAUGUGCAAAUACAUUUUAUUCCAUGUGCCAUUUGUUGCAAAUUACAUUACGACCGGUGCUGGUGGAAGUAGCCACUCUUCUUUGUUUGUUUGUUUCCUCUCUGUGUCUCUCCUGGAUGUGUAAUUUUUACAAAAAAAAAGUUUUUGUUUUUUAAAAUUCAUGCCAAAAAAGAAAAAGGAAAAAAAGACAAAAAAAGGUGAUAGUUUGUUAACUGAAGUAUACUAAUGUAGCGUAGUGGUAGCAAACUGUGUAGUGGUGCCCAGGUGCAAGGAAUGUUUUUCUAGGUAGCAGGAAAUGCUCUGUAUGUUAUGAGACUGUACAUUUUUUUAAAAAAAGACAGUAAUAUGCAAUAAAGAGUGUACAUAACAACAUUCA